This is a messenger RNA of Magallana angulata, 2244 nucleotides long. RefSeq lists its product as uncharacterized. The record is from RefSeq and is a predicted model, not a curated record. Gene Ontology annotation, biological process: biological process involved in interspecies interaction between organisms. The coding region runs from base 136 to 2154 and encodes 672 amino acids. Gene Ontology annotation, cellular component: external side of plasma membrane. Lineage: Eukaryota; Metazoa; Mollusca; Bivalvia; Ostreida; Ostreidae. The transcript is spliced from 10 exons. Gene Ontology annotation, molecular function: carbohydrate binding.
GAACUCUUCUGAAGUACACCCCUCUACUUCUUACUCUGCUACUACUACUUAAGUACGUUUCCCCUCAUUAGCGGGCCAUUUAUUGAUACAUUUCCGGCUUACUUUUAAUGUGAAUUUUCAUUCUGUUCAGAGGAGAUGGAGAUUUUGACAUUUCUUGUACUAUUUUGUUUUUCUAAAGCGCGGGCACAGCUGGAGGCAUUUUACCAUCCAUUGUCUUGGUCAACAGCAAAAUCAAAAUGUGGGGAUAGGGGAGGUUAUCUCGCUCAGUUACAAACUUCAUCAAAGGUGAUAGACCUGACACGGUUGGACGCUGUAUUCCGUCCAGAGGCCAUAUACUGGGUCGGCGGUCAUCUCCAAGACAAUGGUUGGAAUCUCUAUGACAACCGGUGUCACAAUAACCAAAGUAACCCAGGUACGCCAGUAGAUGGCAGACCAUCAAAAGAAUUGAUCGUUUACAAGGGCUGCUUUCGAUCUACCCUUAUUAAGGGAGGAAUUCCACUGAAAAAUAUCAACGCCAGAGACUGUUUUGAACAAUGUGGUUGGACGGGAACAGUUGGCCUAUACAGUACGAUGUGUUUGUGUGACCAUCAUUUACACCAGCUGACGCGUCUCCCAGAGGCUGACUGUGACAUUCGAUGUACUCGCUGUGACACUGACACUUGUGGUGGAAUAAAGGGCGUGUCUGUAUAUAGCUACAAAAAGAGUGUGAUAGAAAUCGUAGGGAACCAAACGGACGGGGAAAUGUGUGCCUACAUCCAUAUAGAUCAGUCAGGGGAGAGGACCAUGCGGCCCGCGGACUGUCUCACUCACCUGAAGUACCUCUGUCGAUUUGACAGCAAUUCAUACUGCGGCGGCAGCACCCACUGCUUCCGGCCGUCCUUCACUCCAGACACGUGGUCCAAGGCUUGGAAGACCUGUCAUUCCCUGAACGGAAGCCUAGCGUCUAUCAACAUUGACGAUGAUCUACCGACUGGAAAGUUCUGGGUGGCCAUCAAAAAGGACGUUCAAUGGCGGUGGUUGGAUGGUAGCUUGAUUUCACCAUCUCAGCUGACCACGUGGACAGUUUCAGGAAGUUCCGUAACAAAAUCUACCGGAAGCUGUUUAGCACUCCGUGUUUCCUCCAAAGACGAGGCCAUAUUGACGACGGUUCCAUGUAACAGGACACUCGGGUUCCUUUGUCAGUAUGGAUCCCUGAAGAAAGAGGAAUUCCUCUCCACGUCCAUUGAUCUGAAUGUUGUAGUGAAUAACACCGAUCCAUACAACACCACCUCAGCUGGACAGGAACCAAAGAGAGAAAAGUUACUUCUUACAAGUAAGUGUGCCGUUUUGUAUCUGGGGAUCGGGGUUGUGUCUGGAGUAGCCUUUGUGUUUGCAAUUGGCGUUUUCAUUUAUAUGGCAAGGCGGUGUUGUGUAUCAAAUUCGGAUUUUAAGCCUUUGAAAUCUUAUAACCAAAAACCAGAAAUAAUUCAUUGCAAAGAACUUGGAGAAUGGCGAAACGAUGUUGAUGUACGCCAUGGCGCAAGAAGAGAGGUGCGACCUGAAAGUGAAAUUCUAGGGGAAUGGCCGAAGGAGGGAGAAACGCUGGGAGACUGGCACAGAACAGAGGAAAAGAUGGUGGAAGUGCGUAGUGGGGGUGACCUAGUGUAUGACGUUCCCUCGGAAAAUCGAAACGAGGCUCUUUUCAGACAAAACCAGCGAAUCAUCAAGCAAGGUUCGUGGCGAUGUGGUAACGAGUUACAUGUACAGGUACCAAGGAAAACUUCCACAGGGUCCUGGCGUGAGGGUCGUCUAAAGGAGCGACCUGUGAUGGGCUGUGAAAUUCUAAACACGUACCCUAGUCAGGAACGGGAUUUCCGGGAUAUAAGCUAUGCCAUCCACAGAGGCCAAAACGAUUACCAGAGGCGUCAAAGAGAAAACGGCAACGUCAUCAUAGACACGGACUACGAGGAAAGGGACCUCGACAUGAGACUACGUCAGCCGAUGCCCCCGCCGCCCGCCAACGAGGUGUUCCUAGCAGACACGUACAGCUUUCCUGUGAGGAACAGACAGUCCGCCGGUGAAAUCCACAUGGAUCCCAACGAACUGUACGCCACGGUUCACAGGGCCGUGUAUAGAGAUGAAGAUAACGCCGAUCAAAUGGUGUCAAUGGUGUGAAGCAUCUGCAUGAAUAGUAGUAUUACCCGAUCUAACUUAUGUUCAAUUUAUUCGUGUAAAGUAACAGUAAUAAACUCAUUAUUUGAAUCA